Daucus carota subsp. sativus is the source of this 2367-nucleotide messenger RNA. RefSeq lists its product as uncharacterized. NCBI's taxonomy places the organism in Eukaryota, Viridiplantae, Streptophyta, Magnoliopsida, Apiales, Apiaceae. The transcript has a single exon. The coding region runs from base 220 to 2187 and encodes 655 amino acids. The record is from RefSeq and is a predicted model, not a curated record.
GACUCUGUAGUUAAUGUAUUUUAGCAGACAUUAUAUAAGAAUGGAAUGAAGAGGUCAAAGAACCGUCGUGGGCCGUUUCUCUGAUCCCCCGUAACACAGCCUGUCUAAACUCAAAUCUGAUGAAAUAUAUGAGUUCAGAAAUUCAUGACUACAGGCAGAGCACAUUUGUUUUAGUGAACAAAGAAGAAAAACAGAGAAGCUCACCUAAAGAAUAUAAUCAUGUGUAGAGAAAGAGUAGAAGAAAAGAUGCAACCACAUUGCACUGGAGAGGCCUGCAUUUGUUUUAAGGGUUGUUGCCUUAAACCAUUUCCUGCACUGUCUGAGCCUCAAAUCUCCGCCACGAGUUACAGAACCACUUCCAGGCAUGAAUUUGCCGCGUCUACAGCCUCUUCUCUCUAUCCUGAUACCCAAUUUACUAACCAUGAAGCUAUUCCUUCAGUUGAAGAAUCAUUGUCCAAUUUCACCAAAGCUUAUCCGUUAUACUUGGAAACAUCUCAAGCUGAUCAAAUUCGAGGGAAGGAGUACUCUCAUCUUUCUCAUCCAGGCCAUGUAUGCCUUGAUUACAUAGGCCACGGUCUCUUUUCUUACGGGCAGCAACAAGGCCAUUAUGGUGCAGUUUCAAUUGCCUCUACAUCAUCACCCCCUUCUUCUUCGAUGCAGGAUUCUAGUGCUCCCUUCUUUGAUAUUUUAAACAAGUCCGGAGAUUUGUAUUCCCAGAUAAUGUAUGGUGGCCAGGAAUCAGAAUUUGACUCCCUCAUCCGGAAAAGAAUCAUGAGCUUUAUGAACAUUUCUGAGGAUGAGUAUUCAAUGGUUUUCACAGCCAAUCAGUUGUCUGCUUUUAAGCUUUUAUCGGGCUCAUACCCCUUCCAGUCUGGAACAGAUCUGCUCACCGUCUAUGAUUAUGAUAAUGAGGCCGUAGAGGCAAUGAUUGAUUGCUCAAAGAAGAAAGGUGCACAGGUAACAUCUGCUGAAUUCUCAUGGCCUAAAAUGAGAAUUCAGUCCACAAAACUUAGGAAGAUGAUAGUCACGAAAAGAAAGAACAAAAAGAGGGGACUAUUUGUUUUUCCUCUUCAGUCUAAGAUGACCGGCUCACGUUAUUCAUAUUUAUGGAUGAACACGGCACAAGAAAAUGGUUGGCAUGUUUUGCUUGAUGCUUCUGCAUUAGGAGCCAAGGAAAUGGAGACUUUAGGCCUCUCUUUCUUUAAGCCAGACUUUCUUUUCUGUUCCUUUUACAAGAUUUUCGGGGAAGACCCCUCUGGCUUUGGCUGCUUGUUUGUGAAAAAAUCCAGUGCUUCAGUAUUGAACAAUUCCACUUCUACUGGUAUGGGAAUUGUCCGUCUCCUACCAUCUGUAAGACCAUGUCAGUUUCUUGAAAAACUAUCCAAGACUGAUAAACAGUCAUCAGUAUCUGAGCUAAAGGAAGAGACCUUGGCUUUGCCAAGUUCAUCCUCCAUCUCGAUGUCUUUCCAGCAGAAUGAAGCAACCUAUGAGCUGGAAGAAGCUUCAGAUGCCAAGGAUAGACAAAAGCAACCACCAGUGUCUGAAAUUGUUGAAUUAUCUGAAAUCGUUGAACUAGAUAAGCCCGUCAACACAGACGAGCCACAGGACAAGGAAGAUGGAGGUACUGUAAAGUCAGAGAUGGAAUUUAGGGGUUUAGAUCACGCAGAUUCACUGGGCCUGAUACUGAUCAGUUGCAGAGCAAAGUACCUAGUCAACUGGCUGGUAAACGCGCUGACGAGCCUUAAUCAUCCAAAUUCAGAGAACGCGCUUCCAUUAGUUACAAUAUAUGGACCUAAGGUAAGAUUUGAUCGAGGGCCAGCAGUGGCUUUCAAUAUGUUUGAUUGGAAAGGCGAAAAGGUUGAUCCUGCACUUGUACAAAAACUAGCUGACAGAAACAACAUUUCUCUUAGUUGCGGAUUUCUGAAAAACAUAUACUUCUCGGACAUGCAAGAUAAUGAGAGAAAUUUCCUAGAGAGCAAAAAUCCUGAGCAGGCAGGAGCUUUAAGAAACAAAAAGGAUAAAUGCAAAUUAGGAAUAUCUGUUAUUACAGUUUCGCUUGGCUUCCUGACAAACUUCGAAGAUGUCUACAGGCUCUGGGAAUUCGCCUCAAAAUUCCUGGAUGCAGACUUCGUGGAGAAAGAAAAAUGGAGGUACCUGGCUCUUAACCAAACAACUGUUGAGGUGUAAAACAUGCUUUACAUUCUCUUAAAGAAAAGGCUUUUGAGGUUUCACAAAAUUGUUUCUCUAUAUUAAAUGAUUGAAUUGAUUCUUUUAUUUGUAUCUUUUCCCAAAAAUUAUAGAUUCAUUAAUGUGAAGAAUGUAUAUCUCAGCUGAUCUUUAAUCAGAGUGUUGGUAUUGAAGGGGAAA